GUUCCCGUGUAGCGUAUAAAACCCCAAACCCUAGGCGUCCAGCUCCUCCUGCUUUACUCUAAUAGCCACCGCUUCUCCUUGCUUCAUUCUUUCUCUCAAAAACAUACCCUCCCACGCCCGCGAACAUAUAGCGUACUUGCAGCUGCAAUGCCUUCCGCCAUUGUUUCUGAAGCUAUGGCCUCUGAGUCGUCCAAAGACCUAAAGAAGAAGAUGAAAAAGAGUUCCAAGACGACCAUCGAAACCAGUGGCUCUGAAAAGGAGAAGAAGUCAAAGCAUAAGAAGAUAAAUUCGGGAUCUGAUUCUGAGGGUAACUCGGCAAAGAAAAAGCAGAGUAAGAAGAAGGAGAAGAAGCGGAAGGCUUCCGAGAUCGAUAGCUGCGAUGAGCAGGGGAGUGAGACCAGCUCGGAGCUGGUGGAACCGAUGAGCUUCAAGGUGGACAAGAAGAUUAAAAAGGCAAAGUUGUUGGAGGUUCCUAGCAGUGAAGAGGAUCCGAAUGCUAUUACAUGUUUCCGAAUUUCGGCGCCUUUAAGAGAGGCUUUGAAAGCUAAGGGAAUCGAGUCGCUUUUUGAAAUUCAAGCCAUGACCUUCGACACCGUAUUGGAUGGUACCGACUUGGUUGGUAGAGCUCGUACCGGCCAGGGUAAAACUCUUGCCUUUGUUUUGCCCAUUUUGGAGUCCCUAACAAAUGGUCCAGCUAAAGCUACCAGGAAGACUGGAUAUGGCAGACCACCUAGUGUUCUGGUGCUUUUACCUACCAGAGAGUUGGCUCUUCAGGUUUUUACUGACUUUGAAGCUUAUGGAGGGGUAUUGGGGCUAUCUUCUUGUUGCUUGUAUGGUAAUACACCUUAUGGACAACAAGAACAAAAGUUGAAAAGAGGUGUUGACAUUGUAGUGGGUACUCCUGGACGAGUAAAGGACCAUUUAAUGAGGGGAAAUCUUGACUUCACCUCAUUGAAGUUUCGUGUUCUCGAUGAGGUUGAUGAAAUGCUGAGGAUUGGUUUUGUUGAAGAUGUUGAAUUUAUUCUAGGCAAGGUACAAGAUGUGAAUCAAGUCCAAACACUUCUUUUCAGCGCAACCUUGCCAGGCUGGGUGAAGCAGAUUGCCUCUCAGUUCCUCAAACCUGAUAAGAAGACUGUAGACAUCGUCGGCAAUGAGAAAAUGAAGGCCAGCACAAGUGUCAGACAUAUUAUUAUUCCAUGCUCUAGCUCAGCUAGAUCUCAACUUAUUCCUGAUAUUAUUCGAUGCUAUAGCAGUGGAGGCCGCACUAUUAUUUUCACCGAAACAAAGGAUUAUGCAUCUGAGCUUGCUGGCAUAUUGCCCGGGGCUAGGGCUUUGCAUGGAGAUAUACAACAGUCUCAGCGGGAGGUUACACUCGCAGGUUUCAGAUCAGGCAAGUUCAUGACAUUAGUAGCCACAAAUGUGGCAGCCCGUGGGUUGGACAUUGAUAAUGUUGAGUUAAUUAUACAGUGUGAGCCCCCACGUGAUGUAGAAGCUUAUAUUCACAGAUCAGGCAGGACAGGAAGGGCAGGAAAUACUGGUGUGGCCGUCAUGCUUUAUGAUCCUAAGAGGUCCAACAUUUCCAGGAUAGAAAGAGAAUCUGGUGUUAAGUUUGAGCAUAUAGCUGCACCACAGCCAGCUGAUAUUGCAAAAGCUGUUGGAAAAGAAGCUGCUGAGCAAAUUGCAGGAAUUUCAGAUAGUGUAAUACCUGCCUUCAAGGAGGCUGCUGAGGAUCUUCUAAAUUCGUCUGAUCUCUCACCAGCAGAUUUGCUUGCAAAGGCACUGGCGAAGGCUUCUGGAUAUACUGAGAUCAAGAGUCGAUCCCUUCUAACUUCCAUGGAGAACUGUGUUACACUACAUCUUGAAAGUGGGAGGCCCUUCUAUUCACCUUCGUUUGUGUACAGCGUCUUGAAAAGGUUCUUACCUGAAGAGGUAGCUGAAUCUAUUAAUGGUCUGACUCUGACAGCGGAUGGGAAGGGGGCAGUGUUUGAUGUGUCUACUGAAAAUGUACAAACCUUCCUAGAAGGUGCAAAAAAAUCAUAUGAUACAAGCCUAGAAGUUGUUAAGGUGUUACCCCCUCUGCAAGAAAGAGAACAGACACGAGGUGGGAGAUUUGGUAACGGUGGUGGUGGGAGAGGUGGUCGUUUCUCUGGUGGAAGAGGAGGUGGUGGACGUUUUUCUGGCAUGAGGGGUGGAUUUUCAGAUCGCAGAGGUGGUGGUGGUGGAAGAGGCCGCAGAUAUUGAGAGGCCUAACAUACCUAGAUGAUGGAUGAUCAAGGUAGAGAUUGAUCUCCAUCUAUACAAAUUUUUGGGAUUAAAUUGAAGCAUCGUAAUUUUGGAGAAUGCGAAGAAGAAUGUAAUUUUGCACCAAGGUAUAGUUAGUGUCUGUUCUAUUUUUUCGUGAUUACAAACGAUAUUUUGUUUUUUAUCCAGUUUAAUUGUUUUUCUUUUGUUCGAGUCUUGAGUUGUACCAAGUUGUACUCUAUUUGAUCUGAUUUGUUCACGAGAAAAGGAACAUAAUUAUUCCUAAACUGUGGGGUUUAAUGUACCAAAUCCCCCAUGUGAUAUAGAAAUUCGGC
This is a messenger RNA of Cuscuta europaea, 2576 nucleotides long. NCBI's taxonomy places the organism in Eukaryota, Viridiplantae, Streptophyta, Magnoliopsida, Solanales, Convolvulaceae. The record is from the annotation of a GenBank genome assembly.